Messenger RNA from Maudiozyma barnettii, 795 nucleotides. RefSeq names its product phosphoglycerate mutase. The transcript has a single exon. The coding region runs from base 1 to 795 and encodes 264 amino acids. Gene Ontology annotation, cellular component: cytosol. NCBI's taxonomy places the organism in Eukaryota, Fungi, Ascomycota, Saccharomycetes, Saccharomycetales, Saccharomycetaceae. The record is from RefSeq and is a predicted model, not a curated record. Gene Ontology annotation, biological process: negative regulation of programmed cell death; regulation of pentose-phosphate shunt; fructose 2,6-bisphosphate metabolic process. Gene Ontology annotation, molecular function: fructose-2,6-bisphosphate 2-phosphatase activity.
AUGUAUAUGAAAGGUAUAAAGAUAGUUGCAACAUCAUGCCAAUAUCGAACUAGUAAACUAAAUACAGGGCAGCAUUAUCACCAAAGUAUAUCAAUCAUGACAGUAAGCAAAGAAAAUCCGUAUUAUACUAAUAAUGAAGAUGAUAAUACUCUAAGAAUAUUCAUUAUCAGACAUGGUCAAACAGAGCAUAAUGUUCUUAAAAUUCUUCAGGGACAUAAGGAUAUUCCAAUUAAUAAUACAGGUUUUGAACAAGCUGAGAAAUUAGGCGUUUAUUUGAAAGAACAAAACAUCCAUUUUGACAAAGUAUUUUCUAGUGAUUUGAUUAGAUGUCAGGAAACUUUACAAACUGUCCUAAAAUAUUCAGAUCAAACGGAUGUCCCUGUAGAGUUAACCACUGCAUUAAGAGAAAGACAUAUGGGGGUCAUUGAAGGCAUGCACAUUAGUGAUGCUGAGAAAUACGCAGACAAACAUGGCAAAGGUUCCUUUAGAGAUUUUGGUGAAGGAUUUGAAGAAUUUACAAAGAGACUAACGGAUGGUAUUCAUCAUGCAGUCGUUGAAAGUAACGAAAAGAAUUUAAAAAAUAUAUCUUUGAUGAGUCAUGGUGGUGCAAUUAGAACCAUAUUAAAAUGGUUAGAUUAUAACGGACAAAACGCUCAAAAGAUUAUUGUAUUUAAUACAUCCGUGACCAUUGUUGACUAUAUGAAAGAAACCAAACAAUUUGUUGUUAAAAGUGUGGGUAACACUCAACAUCUUGGUGAUGGUGAGUUUGUUGUCAGUGAUUUAAGACUACGUUAA